AUGUCCAGAAAAGUCACAACAUUUAUUAUACCCGUGCGAAAAAACUACUGGCUCCAGCGAUGCAUCAUGCCCGCCGGAGCUGAUAUACCCAUGCUAUCUACGGAUCCUCUCCCCCCAGGAAACUAUGGCUGGGUUUGCCUACCACUCCUCUCGACCGUCGUUCGCUCGAUGUUAGAUAUCGUUAUGGCGACUGUUAAUUCUAGUCGGGAGAGUCAUAGGUGCAGUCUGUGUCACUAUGUAGAUGAUAACAUAGCUGAGAGCUCAGACGUCGUUCGUCUUCUUCGUCUUACGUCGGUCGGGCCUUUGUCACCAGGCUUCGCCUUGCUUAGUGUCAUGCUUUCAAACGACGCUAACGACGUUAUUCCUAGAUCCCUGCUUGUUACUUAUGGCUUCUUUUUAAGAGGGUUCAUCGCGUUGGGAUGGACGUACCAUUGGACCCAGUCCAGAGUGGGGUGCGGAGGGGAAUGGUUACAGUCUGGACCGGUGUUUUCGUGGAAGGAUGUCGGAGGUCGCCUACACAUUAAGCUGUUCGCCGGCUAG
Messenger RNA from Guyanagaster necrorhizus, 540 nucleotides. RefSeq lists its product as uncharacterized. NCBI's taxonomy places the organism in Eukaryota, Fungi, Basidiomycota, Agaricomycetes, Agaricales, Physalacriaceae. The coding region runs from base 1 to 540 and encodes 179 amino acids. The record is from RefSeq and is a predicted model, not a curated record. The transcript is spliced from 7 exons.